AUUAAUACAGCUGAGAGUUGAGCUGUCGUCAUUGGUGGAAGAGGAAGAAAUAUUUGCAAAUUGAGCGUCUGCAAAAGUGUAAUUUGUUUUUAGUAAAAGAUGAGUUUCAUGCAACCGAGUCCCGUUAAGUAUGCAUGCUCCUGCGGCAUUUUGAAUCCGAUCAAUAAGCUGUUCUUUUGCCGCCACUGCCCGAAGCUGAGGUGUGGCUUCUGCGUCUGCCAUGAGAUUGAGUCACACUUCUGCUCCAAUUGCCUGGAGAAUAUACCAUCCUCGGAGGCGCGCCACAAGAAGAACUGUUGUGCUAACUGCUUCGACUGUCCAUGCUGUCAGCACACACUGUCUGCACGGGCCACCACCGUUCCGGUUGUGCGCAAAGCAGAUGAGUCCAAGGACGGCGGUGAAAGCGGCUCGGAUGCUGCACCCAGUCCAAAGCCCUCAGCGAUGCCAACAACAAAGAAGAUGUACUAUUUAUCAUGUCUGUCGUGCCGCUGGACCACACGGGACGUCGGCAUACCGGAUCAGGGCGUGGCCACAGGCACCUGGCCGGACAACGAAUGCCUGUAUCAGGUGCGCUUCAACACACUCAUGGAAUACUAUCAGUCGGUGGUGCUGCAAGAGAAGCAGGAGAAACAGGAGUUCAUGCGUCGGAAGGCGCCCAAGCAGCACAAGUUUCCCAGUCUAACCGAUCGCACGGGUCUGACCGUAUCGCUGAUCCGACGUCAGAUCGGCUGGAACGACAAGAGCAUACCCAAAACGAAGCCGAUCAACAUCACGCCCGCCGAGGCGAGUGCUGAGGUUGAGCCCCUGUCCGAGGACAUCUUCACGCAGCCAAUAAAUCUGCGCAACGUAACGACAGUAGCGCAACGGCACAGCCAGCCGGCUGAUCAGCCCACGGCUGUGAACAACCUCUAUCCGCAGCGACGUUCGCUGUGGAUCAAGCGUUCGCUGCGUUGCCGGCACUGCGAGCACAAUCUGAUUAAGCCGGAGUAUCAUCCAACGUCCAUCAAGUAUCGCAUACAGCUCUUUGCCAGCUAUCACGUGCCCGAGGUGGUCAUGGUGCGCUGCGAGCAGCCACUGCAGCCCGGUCAGACCAAUGCAAUAUUCCUGAAGUUCACCAAUCCUACUAUGUAUGACAUGACAAUUAGUAUAUUGGAUGCGCCACCAGCGGAUGCGCAAGUCAAUAUGGAUGCCUUCAUGCAGGGCUGCAGAAUCAAGGAGGAGGCCAUUACAUCAUCUCCCUUGCUAAAGGCCACGGGUGUCACCUUGACCCGUCAGAAUUCGACAAGGGAAGUGACGCGUGAAGUACGUGAUUUGGCCAAUGCGACCAUUGUGCCACUGGACAAUGAAUUUGUGUUGAGUCAACGCGACGAUUCCAAGGAGUUCGAUGAGGAUGUGCAGGCGCCCAUCGAGGAGCCCAAAUUCAUUGUUUGGCGCAAGGGCAACAAGGUCCUGAUGCGACUUCAGUUCACCCCAGCAGCUGAACUGCAGACGGGCGAUGAGGUGACACUGGGUUUCUACAUGCAGUAUACGUAUGUCAACACCGUUUCCAACACGCCCGACAAGAAGGAGCCGACUACACAUGCCCUUUACUCGCGUCUCUUUAUCCAGGCAGGCGAAAUUGCGCAGGGCACAGCCAACUAAAUCGGAGUAUAUCAAUCUUAACACGCUUUAACAAUGCAUUAUAUAUGGAAAUUUAUUUAUGUUACUAAUUUAAUCAAGUGCUUGCUAGGCGGAUUAGUAUUACACUUAAAUAGUAUGCUGAACUGCGAUAAUCCCGGCAAGUGUUGCAACUAUCCAAUGUGAAAUAAAAGCCAAUGCUUUAACUCAAAUAA
Molecule: messenger RNA, 1832 nt
Organism: Drosophila grimshawi
Lineage: Eukaryota; Metazoa; Arthropoda; Insecta; Diptera; Drosophilidae
Gene: DCTN4-p62
Product: dynactin subunit 4
Exons: 1
Coding region: 100-1641 (513 amino acids)
Cellular component (GO): dynactin complex
Source: RefSeq, a predicted model, not a curated record